CGCAGGGGCUGCCUCCCGCCCCUCGGCGGGCCCGGCCGCGCUCCGCAGUGACGCGAGUUGGCGGCGCCGGGCCGAGCCGAGCCGAGCCGUGCCGUGCCGGGCUACCUGGGGCCGUUGGGGCCCUUCUCUCCGCGGCCAUGUUCCCCUCGGCUCCCGCCUCCCCGCGGACCCCCGUCGGGCAGGCCCGCAGGAACCUCGGCAGCGCCGCGCCCAGCCCCCUGUCCCGGGCGGGCGGCAGGAAGGGCCUGACCGUGGCGGCGGCCGCCGUCUCCCCCGGGCUCUUCUCUCCGGUGGCGCGGAGGAGCGGCUCCAUCUCCGCGCGAGCAACUCCCACCAGAGUUAUACAGCACCCCUCAGCAAGCGAAACUAUUAACUAUGAUGUUAAGGCUUUUGGAUCCUCUCUGCCUGUUAAGGUGAUGGAAGCCCUGAAAAAGGCUGAUGCUGAUGACCAGCUGAGCGUUCAAGUGGAUGAAAGUGGAUGGGCCUGGCUGGUCCAUAGAGAGAAGCUGAUAAUUUGGAAGAUUGGUCAGUCUCCGGUUGCGAAGUUAUCUCUGUGUAAGGAACUUCAGCUGCCACCCAGUGACUUCCAGUGGAGUUCCAGUUUAGCAGCUAUAUCUUGUCUCAGUUCCUCAGGUGAAGCGCCUUCUCUGCAGUCUCUGGCAAUCAUGGUUGCUACCAGCGAAGGUUCUGUGCGCUACUGGCCCAACCUUGCACACGAAGGUUCCUAUACGGAGACAUUCACAGACUUUGGAGGCUCCCUCUGCAGUUUCCUAACAGCAGUGAAGGGAGGAAGCUUUAUUUUAUCAUCUUCCAGAGGCCAGCUAGUUCGAUUGAUUCCAGAUAGUUCUGGCAAGAUUCAUCAGCAUGCCCUGCCACAGGGUCAGGGCAUGUUUUCUGGAAUUGGCCGAAAGGUUUCUUCUCUUCUGGGAAUAUUGUCACCUGGAAAUGAUGCUGUGAUUUCUAGUGUUCUUUGGGAUAAAGAGAGAUCAAGUUUUUAUAUGCUAACGAGUUCAAAUCUAAACAAAUGGGAGAUUGAGGAUACAUCAGAACGUUACAUUCUCAGCUGGGAUGUCAACAGAAUCCUCAAGGAACACAUUUCAGAUGCAAUUUGGGGUUCUGAAAGUAACUAUGAAGAUAUUAAAGGAGGAGUAAAUAUACAGUAUAUGGAUUUGCAGCAGAAUCGUGAUGGGCUGGUGAUACUUGCUGCAGCAUGGCAUCCCGGAGAUCAUCCAUGUCUUGUUUACUACACUCUGAUAACGGUAGAAGAUAAAGGCUACCAGAUGUCUGAUGAUGUUGUUGUGGAAGUCACACAGUAUAAUCCAUCUUUUCAGUCAGAAGAGGAAGUGAUGUGCUGUCUGGUAGUCCCAGAUUUCUUUAGCCAUGCCGCUUACCUUUAUAAGGAUGAUGAAGUGUUUGCUUGUUCCACCGGAACUGGAAGAAUUUCUUUGCCACAGGAGAAAAUUGUAUUUGGCAUUCAAGGAGAUAGCAUUUUAGGAGCAGGUUCCUGUACAAGCCUCCCCAUUUUCUUUGCCAAAAAAAGUGGACUCGUCACUAUCUUGUCCAGAGAAAAUAUUUCCGUGCUUCCUGAAGACCUUGAAGAUUCUCUGUCCUCUUCUAUUGCUGGACCAAGAAGUGAGAGUCCUGCGUUUGAUGUAACCAAUAGGCUUGAAAUCGUAGCUCAAGAAGAUAAGACGAAAUUACUGAAAGCUGCUUUUCUCCAGUACUGCAGGAAAGAUAUAGUCAAUGCACAAAGCAUGGUAGUGGAACUCUUUCCAAGCAGUGCAGAUUUGGAUUCUGAUGCUGAACUGGAUAGGGCAGUGACUCAGAUCAGUGUGGACUUAAUGGAUGAUUACCCUGCCUCUGAUCCACGGUGGGCUGAAUCUGUACCUGAAGAAGCAGCUGGUUUCAGCAACACAUCCCUCAUUCUUCUUCAUCAGUUAGAGGAUAAGACAAAAGCUCAUUCCUUCUUCAUUGAGUUUCUUCAUCAGGUUGGCAUAUUUGAACGACUGGGCAGUUUUCCAGUCAGAGGGAUGCCAAUGGCAACUCGAUUGUUGCUCUGUGAGCAUGCAGAAAAACUAGCAGCAGCUAUUGUUCUCAAGAAUCAUCACGCCAGGCUGCCUGAUUUAGUGAAUGCUGCUAUUCUGAUUGCCUUAAACAAAAGGGAGUGCGACAUUCCACCAAGUCUUACCCCUGCAGAUGUUUUCUUUCGAGAGGUGUCCCAGAUAGAUUCCAUCUUUGAAUGCUUGCUAGAAGAGGAGGAGCAAAUCUUGAAAGAUACGCAUAUUGAAUCAGUUGAGUGGGCCCAGAUAGUUGUCAAUGUGAACAACAUCAUUAAGGAUAUGCUGCAAGCUGCCUGCCAGUAUCGUCAAUCUAGAGCCUCUUUAUAUAAAACAGGAGAGCUUCCAGAAAGAGAACCUGAAUAUAUUCCAUGGACAGCGUCUAGCAGCCUACGUUCAGCAAUAACACGCCAGCAUGGGAUCAUUCUGAAGAUGGUGUAUCCUCAGGUGGACAGUAACUUACGUAGCAUUGUGGCUGAACAGUUGGUGGCACUGCUGGAUUGUUUUCUAGAUGGCUAUGUUUCUCAGCUGAAAUCUGUGGACCGACCUGCUGAUCAAGAGAGAUACAGCAAUUUGGAAAUGGAGUAUGUGCAGAAAAGAUCAGAACUCUUGUCUCCUCUCCUUUCCCUGGGACAGUAUCAGAUGGCAGCUGCUUUAGCAGAGAAGUACUGUGACUUUGAUAUCCUGGUGCAAAUGUGUGAGCAGACAGACAACCAGGCCAGAUUACAACGUUAUAUGAGUCAGUUUGCAGAUCAGAAUUUUUCAGAUUUCCUGUUUCGCUGGUAUUUAGAAAAAGGGAAGCGAGGGAAGCUGUUAUCCCAGCCUAUUGCUCAGCAUGGACAGCUGGCCAGUUUUUUGCAAGCACAUGAACAUCUGAGUUGGUUACACGAAAUCAAUAGUCAGGAUUUGCAAAAGGCUCACAGAACGUUGCAGACUUUAGCAAACAUGGAGACCAGGUAUUUUGCAAAGAAGAAAACACUUCUUGGCUUGAGCAAAUUAGCUGCACUGGCAUCUGACUUCUCAGAAGAAAUACUGCAAGAAAAAAUAGAAGAAAUAUCGGAACAGGAACGCUUUCUGUUACAUCAGGAGACGCUCCCUGAACAGUUACUGUUAGAGAAACAGUUGAACCUCAAUGAUAUGCCAGUGCUGUCUGCAUCUCAGCUCAUUGAUAUGUACAUAUGUGAUGAGAACAGAAGGGCCAACGAGUAUGACUUCAAGAAAGCACUUGAUCUACUGGAAUAUAUUGAUGAGGAAGAGGAAGUGGAUGUAAAUGAUCUGAAACUUAAAAUUCUCUGCAUGGCUCUCCGAAGAGAUGGAUGGUCCAGCUCAGAAGGUAGAGAUGAUCCAAUUGAAGCAUCUAAAGAUAGUAUAUUUGUGAAAAUAUUACAAAAACUAUUGAAAGAAGGAGUUCAGCUAAGUGAAUAUUUACCAGAGGUGAAGGACUUCCUGCAAGCAAAUGAACUUGACCACUUGAAAAAUAAUCCUUACUUCGCGUUUGUGUUAAAGGCAAACUAUGAACUCUACAUUCAGGGGCAAGCAUGAUGAUUGACACUUUUAAAAAUAUUUUUUUCUAAAGUCCUGUUGAAUUCAUGUCUACUUUUUUUUACAUUCUGUUAUUUUCCUAAAACUUUGUAAUAAAGGCUAUGGAGAGUAAUA
Messenger RNA from Cygnus atratus (black swan), 3713 nucleotides. RefSeq names its product nucleoporin 133 (gene NUP133). Bases 138 to 3599 code for a protein of 1153 amino acids. Lineage: Eukaryota; Metazoa; Chordata; Aves; Anseriformes; Anatidae. The transcript is spliced from 26 exons. Gene Ontology annotation, biological process: poly(A)+ mRNA export from nucleus; protein import into nucleus; transcription-dependent tethering of RNA polymerase II gene DNA at nuclear periphery. Gene Ontology annotation, cellular component: nuclear pore outer ring. The record is from RefSeq and is a predicted model, not a curated record. Gene Ontology annotation, molecular function: protein binding; structural constituent of nuclear pore.